UCUUCCUCCUCCUCACCCCUGCCAGACUUAGAACCCGGCACGACACACACACACACACACACACACACACACACACACUGCCACCGCCUCAGUCACUCCACGAUGGACUUCCUCAGCGAGAAGAAGCAGUUUACGCCCCCCGAGGGGUUGGGCACUAAGUUUGCAGUGGCGGAGGUGCAGCGUUUCAUCGUGGACUGCUUGGUGGCCGCCGGCGCCUCAAGGGAGAACGCGGUGCCCCACGCGGAGGUGAUGGUGGCGGCGGACGUGCGAGGCCACUACAGCCACGGUCUGCAGAGGCUGGAUAUGUACGUGGCAGAGUUGCGUCACGGUGUCACGGACGGGCACGUCACGCCGGAGGUGCUGAAGGAGUCCGCCGCCACGGCCCUGGUGGACGGGAAGAGCGCCCUUGGGGGCGUGGUGGGCACCUUCUGCAUGGACAAGGCCAUUGAGAAGGCUCGGAGUGCAGGCGUCGGCUGGGUCUGCGCCAGAGGCAGCAAUCACUACGGCAUUGCUGGCUGGUAUGCCGUCCGCGCCGCCAGUCAAGGCCUCGUUGGCAUGAGCUUCACUAAUGCAGGUUCUGGGGUCCUUGCAACCAGAGCCAAGAAGGGCCUCAUGGGCACCAACCCUAUCGCCAUGGCUGCCCCGGGGAAGGCUCAGGACAACUUUGAGCUUGACAUGGCAACUAGUGUUGUCGCGAGUGGCAAGCUAUCUUAA
Molecule: messenger RNA, 714 nt
Organism: Eriocheir sinensis (Chinese mitten crab)
Lineage: Eukaryota; Metazoa; Arthropoda; Malacostraca; Decapoda; Varunidae
Exons: 7
Coding region: 103-714 (203 amino acids)
Molecular function (GO): oxidoreductase activity
Source: RefSeq, a predicted model, not a curated record